AUGCUGUCAGGAACCAACUAUGAGUCAGCUGACCCGAAUAGCCAGCAUCGAGAGAACAACGCAACAGGAGAUGAGACCUCAUCUGCCCCUACCCCGCUUCAAAAUGCAACAACCACCGACGUGGCAGUCCUUGAUCUACAGCAGCAACCUCACGAGGCCAACGAGAAUACUCCGUUGCUAUACAGCCGAUCGGUGGUGCCGCAUAGGCUGCAGUUUCAACGAAUAUGCCGCGUGAGCUGGUUGCACUUGCUCGCGGUGUUGCUACUACUAUUCACAGCCAUCGUCUAUCUUACGGCCAGGGAUAUCCAAGAGGCAGUAAACCAGGCUAUCGACGUGCAAGUGUAUAACGCAACGCUAAUGGGGAUGACUCUGCGCGGAGUCAAUGUGCUGAUCCAGGGCGAGGUCAAUUUGAACUAUGAUGCCGUGGACAGCAACAUGGUGCAGCGAUCGGUGAUGAAGUUGGGAGCUGCGUUAUUGGGGAGCUUGGUGUUGGCUCCUCAGAAACCGGUGCAGGUGAAUGUCAAGCUCGUGGAUGUAAAGGGGAGUCCCUUUGUCCACUUGGCCAACGCGCAUCUGCCACCCAUUGCUGUCAAGAUUGGCAAUCGUGCGACUACAAUGUUGGAUGUCGAGAGCGAGUGCACUUUUGAAGAUGGCCAGUUUUUCGAAUUUCUUAGAUACUACUACCAGAUUGAGGGCGAUGUCAUCAAUUUAGAGGUUAAGGCCUUGGUGGAACAAGUAAACGUGCGGGCAUGGGGUGAUGUUCUUGGCUUUGUUGUGCCUCGUGUUGAACUUCAUGACUUUAUCAGCAUCGAUCGGAAGGAUUUGAAGCUACCAAAGAACAUGGAGGUCAAGAGCUUUGCCGUGAACUCGGUUGAGCCGAGCUUGGUUGGCGUCGAUGUCGGUAUUGCCAUUUCCAACGACUUUGCGCUUGAGAUGGAGUUGGGCACGGUGUGGUGGGAUGUCAUGUUUGUUGACUGCGUGGGGAACUUGGUCAACGUGGGCAAUUGGAAGUCCCUCCCCAUGUCGAUUCGACCGAAUGAGUUUGUCAACUUGAACGUCACUGGCGCGAUUACGGAGAUGCCCGCAUGCUUGAUCGAGGAUUGCGCCGAUCAAGUGAGUCCUAUCAACCAGCUUGUGCAGCAUUAUUUGAACGGCGAUCCUAUCCAAUUCUACUUGCACGUUAGUGAAACAGGUAAUAACAACAACGGAGGAAAGGGUAUCAAGCCGGACUGGUUGUUUGACAUUCUCAAGAAAAUCCCCCCGGUAAGAUUUGAAAUCACAUUGCCCCGACUGAAGGCUGUGUAUCCGGACGAAAUUGUGGUUGGCUCGACGGAGAUUAUGGUUCGCAAGCCCGUGGACCAUGCUGGUGGGAAGGACUCCGUUGCCGUCGAUUUAAGAAACAACUGCACGGUGAAAGUAGAAGUGCCCAUCAACACCGACGAGGUGUUGAUGGAGCUCGAGCGGUUGAAGAUGAACUUUAGCUUGGUAUGGGGAGACGAGCUUAUAUUGGAGGCUCGCUCCCAGGACUUUGUUUACUCGUCCAUGACGCAGCUGGGACGAAUCUUGGACAUCAACGUGAACUUGACGGACUUGUCUGUCGACGUCGACAACCCUCGCCUAUUGGGGAAGAUUGCCAAUAAAAUGUUGAAUCAAGCGGGGAAUAUAAUGGAUGAAGCUGGUCUUUACAUCAAUGCCAGCUUGGGCGAUAUACGUUUGAGGUUGCCGAUUUUGAACCAAGUGACCUUGUCGCAUUUGGAAGUUUCACAGGUGGAACUCCCCCAAAAGUUCAAUAUCCAUGACAACCCACUACUACUUAAGCAGGGAGAUAAGGAACAAGAGGAAGAGGAAGAUGUACCGUUUAUGGACCUAUUGGAUAUACAAGUCGGUCAGAUUUAUUUUGCUCAAACCACUGAACACGAAGCUGAGUUUUUGGUGGAGUUGUCCAUGUUCAACCCGACCAAUAUCACGUUUGAGCUCCCCGCGUCGAGCACCCCGCAGUUGAUCGAGCUCGGGGUCGCGAAGAGAGACGUACGCAUUGGUUCAGUGAGCGUGGUGGACGAGGUGCUAAUUUUGAAACAAGAGCGCAAUCUGUUGAUUGUCUCGCUCAAGCUCGAAUACGGCUCGUAUUCGGACAAGGUCAUUCUCCAGGACUUUAUCAGCUCGUACAUUUCGUCGCCCGUGCAACUGAGAAACUUGACGGUUGACAUAUGGGGAAACUCGGCCAUGGGCUUGCCGGGGAUCAAUGCGUUUUUGCAAGAGAUUGAACUUCGAGACGUGCGUGUGCCCAACGUGACCUUUGAUUUCCCCGACUUGAGAAUCACCGAUAUAAACCAGCUUAUAAUCGGGGUCACGACCCAUAUUCUCACGUCGGAGAUCGAGUUGGAAGUUUACAACCCCGUUGUCAACUCUGAAAUCCAUUUGGAACUCUUCCAGUCGUUUGCUAAGCACAAUGAAGUCGUCUUGGGCUAUUUGGCCAAGAGAGAGUAUAUUAUUGUGCCUCCUGGCUACUACAAGACGCAUAGAAUACCGUUUAAGGUGAACAAUGAUGCCGCUAGUGAUAUCUUGCGUAAUGCCUUGAAUCGCGACUUGCAAAUUGACGUGAUGGCGGACUUGAAUUUGAUUGUGGGGCAAUUCAACUUGAGGUUGAUGUAUCGAGGCGUCCAGUUGAUUUCCAAGAUCAGACUCUAG
Messenger RNA from Lodderomyces beijingensis, 2688 nucleotides. Lineage: Eukaryota; Fungi; Ascomycota; Pichiomycetes; Serinales; Debaryomycetaceae. The record is from the annotation of a GenBank genome assembly.